UGUCUCAGUAACAGGUUUAGCCGCUUGAUAUGAGGAGAGUGAGCAUAAAAGAUAAAAGAUAAAAGAUAAUUAAUCUGAUAUGAAGUCGGAGUUGUCGCAGUUGUUCUUCGCUGAUGACAGUGCAUUCAGAAGAUUCGGAAGAGAAGUUGCAAAAGCUCGUUUCACAAAAUGUGUGACGAUACAGUUGCAGCUCUGGUUGUUGACAAUGGCACCGGUUUUUGCAAGGCUGGUUUAGCUGGGGUGGAUGAUGACCCCCGCGCCAUUUUUCCCUCCAUCGUUGGCCGACCACGACACCAGGUUUCGAAGGUCGCCACGGGUCAAAAGGAUUCCUACGUUGGUGCCGAAGCACUAAGCAAGCAUAUUAACCUAACGCUCAAAUAUCCCAUCGAGCGCGGCAUUGUCACUAACUGGGACGACAUAGAAAUACUCCUCCACCACAUAUUCUACAACGAGCUGCGUGUGACACCAGAUGAGCACCCAGUUCUGCUAACAGAGGCUCCAUUCAACCCUAAGGCCAAUCGUGAGAAGAUGACCCAAAUUAUGUUCGAAACUUUUAAUACCCCCGCCAUGUAUAUAUCAAUGCAAGCUGUGCUCUCGAUGUAUGCUAGUGGUCGUACCACUGGUAUUAUUUUAGAAUCUGGUGAUGGCUUGUCAUACACUGUUCCCAUGUACCAAGGAUACGCUCUUCCUCAUGCUAUCCUCAGUCUGGAUUUCGCAGGCAGAGACCUAACUCACUAUCUGAUGGCCAUCCUUGCUAAGAGAGGCUAUACCUUCACAACCACUGCGGAGCGAGAAAUUGUUCGUGACAUCAAGGAAAAGUUUUGCUAUGUCUCCCUCGAUUUCGAGGAGGAAAUGGCUACUUCAACUCAGUCUUCAUCCCUUAAGCAGUCCUACGAACUUCCCGAUGGUCAGGUUAUCACCAUUGGCGACGAGAGGUUCCGCUGCCCUGAGGCUCUCUUUCAGCCUUCCUUUCUUGAUUUGGAAAAUGCUGGUAUCCACGAGACUACAUACAAUUCGAUUAUGAAAUGCGAUGUUGAUAUCCGUAAGGGCUUGUACGCCAAUACUGUGAUAUCUGGUGGUACCACCAUGUUUCCUGGCAUUGUUGACAGAAUACAGAAAGAAAUGGUUGCCCUGGCACCAUCCACUAUGAAGAUCAAGAUCGUUGCGCGUCCAGAGCGUAAAUACUCGGUAUGGAUGGGCGGUUCCGUCCUAGCUUCCAGCUCUAAUUUCAACAAGAUGUGGAUUACAAAAGAAGAAUACAAUGAAUCUGGUCCAUCCAUUGUUCACAGGAAGUGCUUGUAAGCACACUAAUAAUGAACAACGGAAGCGGUUUCAGUCCAAUUAUAUUAUUAUAAUUUUAAAUUCAAGCGUAAGGAACUUAGUAAAUAAAAUUAUAUUCUGUAA
Messenger RNA from Cherax quadricarinatus, 1404 nucleotides. RefSeq names its product actin-3. The record is from RefSeq and is a predicted model, not a curated record. NCBI's taxonomy places the organism in Eukaryota, Metazoa, Arthropoda, Malacostraca, Decapoda, Parastacidae.